Messenger RNA from Centropristis striata (black sea bass), 1191 nucleotides. Its product is annotated as CD209 antigen-like. Bases 18 to 965 code for a protein of 315 amino acids. The transcript has 6 exons. The record is from RefSeq and is a predicted model, not a curated record. Lineage: Eukaryota; Metazoa; Chordata; Actinopteri; Perciformes; Serranidae.
UCUCAGCUGUGGUUAGAAUGGUGAAGGGAGAAAUGACUGGUUGUAAUUUUCAAGGUGGGUUCAGCUCACUGAUUUAUGAAGGAGACUCGCAGGACACGGACCAACCUCCUUACCCCAACCCUACCCAAGACACGCAAAAAGUGCCCACAUACAGUCGGACACUGUGGAGCCAUUCUCGACUGGCAACAGUGAGUCUGGCGCUACUCGCUGCUGUUCUGCUAGUAGUUGAUAUCAGCCUGGGGGUCCAUUUUGCAGGCCACAAACUCACAGAAACAAACCACACGCUUAAUGAUACAGAAUUCAUCAACAACGAGUUGAGCAAACUUCAGGAUGCUUGCAAGACUGCAACUGAAAACACAAAUAGUGCCAAGAAGCAGCUGGAGAGAGUGAUGAGUCGUCAGAAACCAGCAGACUGGGAGCUUGAGCACCAGAAAAGAAGAAGCAAAGUCUAUGAAGUGCAGCUUGAUAAACUGACUAAGGAACUUGCUUGGCUGAGAUACACCUCACCAAUGAUAAUAAGUGGUUGCAGAAGCUGUCCAAUUGGAUGGAUUUUGAUGAACUCAGUGUGUUACUACUUCCACUUCUCUAACUCAGACGGAAAAUCCUGGCAAGACGCCAGAGAUUACUGCAAAUUGUUUGGAGGCGACCUUGCAAUCAUAGACAGCAAAGAUAAAGAGAAUGCAACUAUAAACCACUUGAUGAACAACAAAUACCGGUACUCCAGCUAUGGUGCUGCUGGAUUCUGGAUUGGGGUGAGAAAUUUCCCCAAAGAAGAGACUUGGAAAUGGGUGGAUGGAAGAGCACUGGUUCAAGGCUACUGGAAUGAUGACGAACCAAAUAAUAACAGCAACAAGGAGUGUGGAGUUGUGCUUGCCAAAGAGAACUUCUUCAAGGCUUGGAAUGAUGUUAAUUGUGAUUAUCCUCAGAGAUGGAUUUGUGAAAAAGCACCAAGAUCUAUGAGUUAACACGUUAUGUUUGGUAAAUUUGCUUGCAAGCUAAAAUGUUUGCAUACAUAAUAUAAUUAACCAUAGACUUUGUGACUACUGUAAUAACCUUUCAUCGUUUUGAUAACUUUCUGUAGAAGAUGUAUUUUUGAUCCAGCCAAAGGCUUUUGUAUUUGUUUUCUGUAACACUUAUCAUACAAUCUGUUGGUAGCACUUUCUAAAGGGAUACCUAAUAAAGUAUAUGUCA